Messenger RNA from Myripristis murdjan (pinecone soldierfish), 2224 nucleotides. RefSeq names its product LEO1 homolog, Paf1/RNA polymerase II complex component (gene leo1). The transcript is spliced from 14 exons. Lineage: Eukaryota; Metazoa; Chordata; Actinopteri; Holocentriformes; Holocentridae. Gene Ontology annotation, cellular component: Cdc73/Paf1 complex; nucleus. The record is from RefSeq and is a predicted model, not a curated record. Gene Ontology annotation, biological process: positive regulation of transcription elongation by RNA polymerase II; transcription elongation by RNA polymerase II. Bases 80 to 1990 code for a protein of 636 amino acids. Gene Ontology annotation, molecular function: RNA polymerase II C-terminal domain phosphoserine binding.
GUUGAACUCGGAAACACAACCCUCCCAGAGGCUCCGCUAUCAUUUCCUGUAGGUCACGUUUUCAUUACAUUUGGAAGAAAUGGCGGACAUGGAUGAACUGUUCGGGAGUGAUGGGGAUAGCGACAAUGAACAACGAGAGUCUGGCUCUGGCUCCGGUUCGGACUCGGACCACGACAGACCCCGGUCCGCCAGUAUCGCCUCCGGCAGCGGCAGCGACAGUGAGAGGGAGCGGGGUGACGAUGAUGAUGAGGAAGGCCAGGAGGCAGGAAAGCCCAGCAUGAAUAAGGAGCUGUUUGGAGAUGACAGCGAAGACGAGCGACACAGUCAACACAGCGGCAGCGACAACCAAUCUGAACACUCAGGGAACCAGUCGGAUGCCAGCAUGCACUCGGAGCAGGAGGACAACGAGCAUUCAGAUGCAGAGCAGCACAGCGGCUCAGAGCGCGGCCAUCGGGACGAAGAGGAGGACGAGGAGGACGGCGGCCACCGGUCAGAUGCCGGAAGCCCAGCUGGCAGCGUGGUGUCUGGAGCCGGGAGCCCUCGCUCCGACAGGGGCAGCGUCCGUUCAGACAGAAGUGUACACAGUGAUCCUGGGACUCCUCAGUCAGGGCCAGGCACCCCUCACUCUGACGGAGAAAUGUCCGGCAGGGAGAACCAAUCCGAUGAUGAAAAGUGGGAAGGAGGAGCUAAGAGCGACCAGUCAGAGGAUGAGGAGGAGAAACGCCAUCACUCCGAUGAAGACAGAGAGAACUCUGAUGACGAGGGGCCCAGGAACAGGAAGUCGGAGUCUGCCAAGGGGAGUGAUAGCGAAGAUGAUUUCAUCUCACAGAAAACCAAAACGAAGAUUGCCUCCGAUUCCGAUUCAGACAGUGAUGUCGGACCCAAGAAAAACAAGAAGGCAGCAGCAGACGACCUGUUUGGAGAGGCCGACGACAUCUCCUCAGAUAGCGAUACAGAGAAGCCCCCGACCCCAGGACAGCCCGUGGACGCAGAGGACGGGAUGGAGGGGGAGCAGGCAGAGGAGGAGCCCGUUCCUGAGACCCGUAUCGAAGUAGAGAUUCCCAAAGUCAGCACUGACCUGGGAUCUGAUCUUUACUUUGUCAAGUUGCCCAACUUCCUGUCCGUCGAGCCCAGACCCUUUGAUCCUCAGUACUACGAGGAUGAAUUUGAGGAUGAGGAAAUGCUGGAUGAGGAGGGACGGACCAGGCUCAAACUUAAGGUGGAGAAUACAAUUCGGUGGAGAGUGAAGAGAGACGAGGAGGGAAACGAAAUGCGUGAGAGCAACGCACGCAUUGUCAAAUGGUCUGACGGCAGCAUGUCCCUCCAUUUGGGGAAUGAGGUGUUUGAUGUUUACAAAGCUCCUCUCCAGGGAGACCACAACCACCUGUUCAUCCGACAGGGCACUGGACUACAGGGACAGGCUGUGUUCAAAACCAAACUCACCUUCCGGCCCCACUCCACAGACAGUGCCACCCACAGGAAGAUGACUCUGUCUCUGGCUGAUCGCUGUUCCAAAACCCAGAAGAUCAGGAUCCUUCCCAUGGCUGGGCGGGAUCCUGAGUCCCAGCGUAAUGAAAUGAUCAAGAAAGAGGAAGAGCGUCUGCGCGCCUCCAUCCGCCGGGAGUCCCAACAGAGGAGAAUGAGGGAAAAGCAGCACCAGAGAGGCCUGAGCAGCAGCUACCUGGAGCCUGAUCGCUAUGACGACGAGGAGGAGGGCGAGGAGGCUAUCAGCCUUGCAGCCAUCAAGAGCAAAUACAAGGGAGGAGGAGGCCUGAGGGAGGAGCGAGCGAGGAUCUACUCGUCCGACAGCGAUGAGGGCUCAGAUGACGAUAAGGCCCAGAGGCUGAUGAAGGCCAAGAAGCUUGACAGUGACGAGGAGGGUGAGGGCUCGGGCAAGAGGAAGGCAGAGGAUGACGAGGAGUCAUCCACCAAGAAGGCUAAGAAAUAUGUCAUCAGCGAUGAAGAGGAGGAGGAAGAGGAUGAUGAAUGAUUCAAUUUUUUUUUCUACCAUUCCACUGUUCAAUCAGUGCUCAGUCCACGUGGCAUAGAACAGCCACAUUUUGCUUUGUAUAUUUUUUAUAGACCUGUGUGUGUGUGUGUGUGUGUGUGUGUGUGUGUGUGUGUGUGUGUGAGAGAGAGAGAGAGACGUGUGUGUUUGCUUGUUUAUGUUCUGUACAGCAGAGGUGAUGAAUAAAGAGGUGGUUGUUUUAUGUAACCAAAACUA